AUGGGGACCAGAGAGAGGGGGAGAGAGAGAGAAGGGGAGAGAGAGAGAAGGGGAGAGAGGGAGAGAGGGAGAGAGGGAGAGAGAGACGUCUCCUGCCUCUGACUACGUGGUAGGAUGUGCUUGGGUCACUGGAAAUUGCAUCUGAUGUGCUCGUCUGAACAUGUCAUGCCCCUUCGCCACGCAGAGCCCAUCCGUGUGUUUUCCAAGGGUAACAAAAGUCAAACGCAGGGAAAAAGGAGGCAAUGUUCUCCGCCCUUAGUUUUGGAACCCAUCUUUUGAGUUCCCUCGAUUCUUCUUUCUGAAUUUUCUCAACCGUUGAUCAAAGACGAUCGAGUUACGCUGACUCUCUGUCCCUUUUUUCGGAAUUUUAGUAUAUAUAAUGUUUAAUCGAAGUCUACUGUACUGCUAUCUUGAUCUUCUUCCUCGGAGACUAGAUAUUUCCAACUUGCAGAGAACUACCUGGAAAGCUCCGUUGGGUCUUCCAGAUUCGGCUUUCAGACGCGGGUUCUAUUUUAUACAGAUUUUUUUUCUAAGUCUGGGGGUGGGGGGAGGUGGUGGGCGGAGGGCGGUGGUUUAAUGAGGGGUUUGACGAUGGCGUUUUUCUUAGUCUACGUCUGGAAUUUAUGACGGCGUUUUUCUGAGAAAACUCCGCCCAUUGGGAGUUCGUCUCUUCACCCUCAGGUUGCAGCUCUGCAUCAGCUCGUGAGAAGCCUGCAGGAGGGGGACGUGGUGAGGACCAGCCAUGCCGGAGCGCCGGUUGGCCCGCCUCCACAGCUUCAGGGAGCGCCUCAGCGACACCCUCUCCGCCCACCCCAAUGAGCUGCUCGCCCUCUUCUCAAGGUUCGCCAUCUCUCCCUCUCUCUCUCUCUCUCUCUCAUGAUCACGUUUCUUGUCAGUGGUCUCCGCUACCGAAGUUUGCUAUUGACUGCGAAGCUUUUGUUAUCUGCAUCUGGCAGAAUGAUCGCCGAUUGAUCUGAUCUCUGAUGAACUCAAAUUGACAUACAUUUUUAUCCAUCACCUGCCCUCGGAUGCCCAGGAUUUCAUGAAUUUCUCCCGGAAGAUAGACCCAUUUACAAGAUUAUGCCAAGAUCUCUGUCUGAUGUCUCUGGAUCGGUUCUUCGCAGGUUCUUCCAGCAGGGGAAGACCAUGGUGCAGCCUCACCAGCUGCUUGCAGAGUUUGAAGCAGCGAUCCCCCAUGAGGACAAGGAGAGACUGAAUCAAGGUGUAUUCGGAGAGAUUCUGAGGGCUGCCCAGGUGACCUACUGGAUUUUCACUUCAUCUUCCCAUGACGAAGCUUUAAUGGGGGAGCUCCUGUUCGAUGCAGGAAGCCAUCGUGCUGCCGCCAUGGGUCGCUCUGGCCACCCGCCCGCUGCCCGGAGUCUGGGAGUAUGUCCGCGUUAAUCUGAAGGAGAAGGCUUUGGAGGAGCUGACUGUUGCUGAGUACCUUCAAUUCAAGGAAGAACUUGUCAAUGGAGGGUAAGAAAAAGCUAUGGUUUUUGAUUAAUGUUAGAGGAACCCCAUCACCCAAAAAAUGAUUUUUUAAAUAAUUAUAUAUUUUUUAUUUACACAGCCGUGAUGGCAAUUUUGCUCUUGAGCUGGAUUUCGAGCCCUUUAACGCCUCAUUUCCUCGUCCGUCCCAAUCGACGUCCAUUGGAAAUGGUGUGCAGUUCCUCAAUCGACACCUUUCCUCAAAGCUCUUCGUCGACAGGGACAGCAUGGAACCCUUGAUGAAUUUUCUUCAAAUGCACAACUACAAGGGAAAGGUAUGAUUGGAUCUUUGAAACCUCAUGGAAUUUAUUUGGCAUCUGUUCCAUUAAAAUCCAUAUAUAUAUAUAUAUCUAUAUAUAUAUUUCUCAUCAAUCUAGAGGCCAUUUCUGUGAUGCUUUGAAUUCAGAUGAAACAAUAAUAACUGUAAUUUUGACUAAAUUUCCCCAAAAAAAAAAACAAUUCAGGGGAUGUCUUUGAUGUUUUGGAUUUAGACCACAUAAAGCUGAUUAUCUUUAUCUGAUGUAGAUCUUGUGAGAUUAUGAUCUAAGAUCAUACGGGUAUAGUUAUAUGACAUUAGAUCAGUCAGAGUAUGAUUUCCCCCAGAGCAUAUGGGUGAAAAAUAUCUUCAGUACUUGCAACUAAUCAGACAAAUUCUUGAUCCUGUAGACAAUGAUGCUGAACAACAGAAUCCAAAGCCUGAGUGCCCUCCAAUCUGCAUUGAGGAAGGCAAUGGAUAUACUCCGCAGUGUUCCGACUGAAACCCCAUAUUCAUACUUCGACCACAAGUGAGUAUUUUUAUUUUUAUUUUUUCAUAAUCGAAUAAUUUCUUCGACUUGAUUGUUAUAAACUGCGUGAUGAUUAGAUUCCAAGAACUCGGUUUGGAGAAGGGAUGGGGCAACUGUGCUGCGCGCGUUUCUGCAAAUAUUCAGCUGCUCAUGGAUCUGGUGGAGGCCCCGGAUCCAAACACUCUGGAGAAGUUCUUGGGGACGAUUCCCAUGGUCUUCAACGUGGUGAUCCUCUCUCCACAUGGCUACUUUGCCCAGGCGAAUGUCUUGGGGUAUCCUGACACUGGUGGCCAGGUCAGCAUCAUAUGAUCACCGCCUCUUUCUUUGCUAUAUUUAUCUUCAAGAAUGCUAAUUAUUACCGCUCCAUUUUACAGAUUGUCUACAUCCUGGACCAAGUCCGUGCCCUAGAAAGUGAGAUGCUUACCAGGAUACAGCAGCAGGGGCUCGACAUCACCCCUCGAAUACUCAUUGUGAGUGUGAAAAUAGUGUUUCUUCGAUGAAAAAAUAUAUAUAUAAAGAUUACUUUUUUAUUUCAUCUUCUUUAUUUUCUGCAAGCUUGAACAUACAUUUUGUCAUUAAAAAUAUAAAAUAAUGCUAAUUUUCUAUUCUAUCAUUCCGGGUCAAGUUCGUAUAUUUCUUCUUUGGGUAAAAAAAGGAGUAUAAAAAAUAAAACCAUUUUUCUAUUAAGCCUCAAAUACCAAUUUUCACCUAGAAAAUACAUUUUUUUAGAAUAAAUAAAUAUGAUUUUUUUUCUAUCUUAUCUUAGUUAGUAGCAUGUUGGUCGAUUCUGCUUUCAUUAAAGAUGGUGGCUCUCUGUCUGGUCUAGGUGACCAGGUUGCUCCCCGAUGCUGUGGGAACCACCUGUGGGCAGCGCCUAGAGAAAGUCCUGGGCACAAAUCACACUCACAUCCUACGAGUCCCAUUCCGCACAGAGAAGGGAAUCCUCCGCAAAUGGAUAUCUCGCUUUGAAGUGUGGCCUUACCUGGAGACCUUCGCUGAGGUGGGAAGCCCUCACUACUGGAGGGAAUCAACCCCUUCAUUUCCUGCCAAAAAAAUACAAAUAAAUAAAUUAAUCUCACCUUUAAUGGACCCAAAUCUUUCUAAUUCAGGAUGUCGCGAGCGAGAUCUCCGGAGAAUUACAGGGCAAGCCGGAUCUAAUCAUAGGAAACUACAGCGAUGGAAACCUGGUCGCCUCACUGCUGGCAUAUAAACUAGGAGUGACUCAGGUACGUGUGGGAGGGGACUGUCACAUCUGCCUGCAUCUCGGAAGAGAUCUCUCUAGAUCAUAAUAUCCCCUGUUUUCAUGGUCAGUGUACGAUCGCCCACGCAUUGGAGAAAACUAAGUACCCGAGUUCUGAUAUAUAUUGGAAGAAGUUCGAGGAUCAGUACCAUUUCUCUUGCCAGUUCACGGCUGACUUGAUCGCCAUGAAUCACGCUGACUUCAUCAUCACCAGCACCUACCAAGAAAUUGCGGGAAGGUGUUAUUUUCAUGAUCCAUUGGUGCAUUUAAUGAAGUGAAAUGCUAACUAUCUGUUCCCAAAUGCUGCUAAGUAUGAUUCUUGGUUGCUGUCUCAGUGGGGAGAGUGUGGGACAGUACGAGAGCCACACUGCCUUCACCAUGCCAGGCCUCUACAGAGUGGUCAACGGGAUUGAUGUCUUCGACCCCAAGUUCAACAUCGUCUCUCCAGGGGCUGACAUGUCGAUCUACUUCCCAUACUCAGACCAGAGCAAGCGGCUCACUUCCCUCCACCCAGAGAUUGAGGAGCUUCUCUUCAGUGAAGUGGAGAACGAUGAACACAUGUGAGAAGCCUCUGACCACCCCUUUUUGGCUGACAUUUUGACUAAUACUUGCACGGGUUUUUUCUCACAGAUGUGUGAUCAAGGACAAGAGCAAACCAAUCAUAUUCUCAAUGGCCCGGCUCGACCGGGUAAAGAACAUGACGGGUCUGGUUGAACUGUAUGCCAAGUGCCCCCGGCUCCAGGAGCUGGCCAACCUUGUGGUCGUUUGUGGGGAUCAUGGGAAGGAGUCCAAGGACCUUGAAGAACAGGCUGAGUUCAAGAAGAUGAAGCAGCUCAUCAAAGACUACAACUUAAACGGCCACAUCCGAUGGAUCUCUGCUCAGAUGAAUCGGGUCCGGAACGGUGAGCUCUACCGCUGCAUUGCUGACACCAAAGGGGUCUUCGUCCAGGUAUCUCUACUUUCUUCCUGCUUGACUGUGCUAAUGUAUCUCGGGAUAUAAUCUGAUGGGUGUUUUUCUUUUACUUUAAUAGCCUGCCUUGUAUGAAGCCUUUGGGUUGACAGUGAUAGAGGCCAUGACCUGUGGAUUGCCCACCUUUGCAACAAUGAAUGGAGGACCCAGGGAGAUCAUAGUCAACGGUGUCUCGGGCUUCCACAUUGACCCAUACCAGGGCGACAAGGUGGCUGAAACCUUGGUCAACUUCUUUGUCACUUGCAAGGAAAAUCCCACACACUGGGAGGGGAUCUCACAGAACGGCUUAGAGAGAAUCUACGCGAAGUGAGUCAUCUAUACUUUAAAUUGUUGAAGAAUUAUAUUUCUCGAGUGUGAUUAUUUGUUCUUGGUGGCUUCGACACUUGCUGAAAAUAGGUACACUUGGAAGCUGUACUCAGAGAGGUUGAUGACUCUAUCUGGGGUCUACGGGUUCUGGAAGUAUGUCUCUAAUCUGGAGAGGCGGGAGACUCGGCGCUAUCUGGAGAUGUUCUACAUCCUCAAGUACAGGGAUCUGGUAAGAUUCUGACAGGCUGUCCUCUAUGUUUCCUCAGACCAAUGGGAAAGAUCGAAUAAAUGGGUGAUUAAAGUUUCUAGUCGAGGAGAAACCCAUUAGGGAUUUCCGACUCAAAAAAUGAUUGCUAAUGAAGAUUAUCAAACCUCUCUGCCCUCAAGUACUGGGAUCUGGUGAGAUUCUGAUAGGUGACACUCAUCCUCUCCUUAAAUCCAUGGGAAAGAACCAACUGGUGAUGAAGAUUUCUAAUUGAGAGGGAACCCAUUAAGGAUUUAUAACCGAAAAGGAAUCUGCUGUUUUAUUCAAGAUAUAACUAGAUUUCUCUGUUGCUUACCAUUUGUGAAAUUGUUGCUUCUUCCAGGCUAAAUCUGUUCCACUUGCUGUUGAUGGGGAGCCUGCCAGGUAAUUCACAAACCCAUCAGCUUGAGGAUUUCAUGCUACAGAAAAUAAGGCUCGAGUCAUAAAUCAUGCACGAACUUGGAUUAAUAAUGAGGGCAUGCUUCCCUCAUCAUCACUCAUUCAACCCUUUCCUGACACCCCGUUGUAAUAGACUCUGUCAAUCUCUUUCCUCUAUGAUCUUUGUCCUUCCCCAAAUCUGCUAAGCCGACCCUAUGCACAAAAAGCGUACACAGUCUUACAAAGUCUGUGAAUAAAAUAAAAAUAAAAAUAAAAAUGAGAUUCUCUGUUUCUGAAUCAGUCACUGUUGGACUGCCAUGCUGUCAGUUUCAAAAGCUUCCACAGAACUGUAAAUAAGGGCAUUCAGUUGGAUCUUGGAGUGGCUAACUCCACGCUGAGGAUGAUAUUAUAGUACCCAUAGUAAUUGAGCUUCUUGAUCACCUUCUCCGCGUCCCCCAAGGAACCCAAAGGACCUGCUGAUACCGGUCCUCUGAUCCACAGCAACGUGCAUCCGGUUAAGGAUCCAAAUGCGCGCAGGAACUCCUGCAGGUCGGGCUCCCAGGUGCCCUCUGACAGACUCGCGAUCCCCACGGAAUUCCUGUCGGUUUGGCGCUUUUCAGGCAAGCUUCGCUUGCCUGAACCAGUGUUGCACCAUCAAAGCCUGGAUUGUGGUCGAUGAAUGAUUCACUAGUCGCCCUUCUUAUGGAAUGUUCCGCACACGAUAAGAACAGGGCGGGUUUUCACUGCCAUGAUGAUUCGGGAGUCUUGGCCUCCUCUGCCAUGCUACCGGCAGAAUGGGGAGAAUUCUACCGACUUAAUUUGUUUCUGAAGAAAGAUGAUAAUUCUUUUAAAUGGAACUCUUCGAUUUCAACCAUUAAAUUAAAACAUCAUCUUAGGAAUCAGUCAUCUCCGACAUUAAUAACAGCGAUUAAUGCUCGUACAUUACCUCUGGCCAACUCAAGCAAUCGACAACCAGAUGCCAAUCUUACAUGAAAAUUAGAGUUUUUAGGUCUAUAUCAACAUUAUAUAUGCAGGCUACAGAAAUCAUGACCAGGGAUAUCAUCAAGAAUAUGGCACUCUAAGAUAAAAACUGCACAAUGAUACAACAUCUGCAAGAUGCCGAGAACAUCUCUCUUUGGGGCAGAAUCCACCUACUGAAUGACCUCCGACUUCGAAAUAUUUUCCCCAAGAGCCCGCUCCUUAAUCCAGGGAAGACGGGAUGUCCAAUUCGUACUCAGGAUGUAAAACUAAAGCCAGAUCCUCAAAAUAAUGUUGCUGAAUGUAAGUUCAUCCAUGUGAAAAGAGAGAAUACGCAUCAUUCAUGCCCUCCCCAAAGACGAACUAAUUUUGCUGCAGAGGCGAAGAGAGAAAAACCAGGCUAGGAAGCAGGAGAUGCAAACCUGGUGCGCGGGGGCCUUCAGGGACGAUCUCCUCGGCAGAAGUCACAGAGAUCCGACUCCCUCCAUCCUCACGACAGCCGUCCCCGAUCUCUGGCCCAAUUCCGCCUCUCCAUGGCCUUCUUGCUGCCAUUCACCUUCCCCUUCUCCGCCUCCUCACUGAACCUGGCACUCCGCCACCUUCUUCACCCCGUCUUCAACGGGAUAGACCACAACCGGCGGCAGCAGAAAACCAUGAGUCCUCAUCGAUCUUCUCCCCCUCUCCGCAAAGUUUGGCUCCCCUAUUUAAAUACUUUCGCGGUGACUGGGAGUUUAACCGCCUCCGUCAUCCGUUCGGAUUCUAAUGCCCAGUGAUGAAGCCAAACAGACCCGAUAACACGUUUGAGCCGGUAACCGAUCCAACUCGUUUUUUACAAGUAAUUAUAUUAUUAAAUAUAAAAAUGGGAAAAUACAACGGAUAUAUCCAUCUGGAAAUAUCCCGAAUAUUAUCCCAAUACAGAUGCAACUUAGUUAAUGUUAGGUGGAAUAUACUACAUUUGAAGAUAAUUUAUAAUUAAUUAAAUAUUAGCUAUUAUACUUCUCCAUGAAACUAUUAUUAAAAUGUUUUAAUAUCCGGAAAUUACCGCUUAUUUCAGGGUUUAUUUUUAAAAAAUUGCGAGACCUGGGGAUCUGAGAUGGACUGGGGUUUAAGUGGGCAUCGAGCGGGAGGAAUCCCGCCAAGCGCAUCAGAAGCCGCCGGGGCCACGCCGGGGAGAAGCACCACCAGCAGCGGGAGUAUAUUGAACAGGCGGAGUGUCAGUCCUCGGCUUCUUCUUCUUCUUCUACUACUACUCUUCGUCUUCGUUUUCUUCUUCUCCAGGCGUCAUCAUUUUAUUUUUCUCCAUUCCAUCGGGCUUGGGCUUGGUGAACUGUGAUGAUGCCGUAUCAUUCGCUUCGUUUCUCUUGAUUCUGUUUAAUUUUUUUGGUUUUCCUCUUGGUCUAUUGCUGGUUGUGCGUGAUUAUUUGUUUUGACUUUUUUCAGCAAUUUCGAUGGGGAGUUCGGCCAGAAGAAUCAACGUCGAUAAGGCUGUUGCUCUUGGUGAUGACCUGAUCGCGGUCCUUAAUAUGAAAAGAGAGAGUGACAGCUUGAUGGAGUGCCUGGAAGGAGCGGAGACGCUCCGAUGUUCAUGGGAAGCUGAGUUCUGCGAGGUUCAGAGUUCAAUAGAAGGUUUAGUGCGUUUGCUUUUCCUCGUAAUGUCUGCUUAUCUUUUUUACCAUUUUAAUUUCCAUUAUCUUGUGCAUUAAAUUUAAAUGGGCCUCUUCAGCUUUCUGGAUUUCACGUAGGUCUUUUCCCAAUGCUAUGCUUUGGAAAUACUUAUUGUAUAUCCAUAUGAACUACUUCCUCAUAACUUGUAACGUGAUAAAUUUCUAUAAAUAUUCUGUAAAUUUAUCAUAUUUAAGGCCAAUAUUUCGACUCUAAUAUUUGUUCAUUAUUGCCAGAGGGCGCCUAAGAUACGUCUCCAUUGAGAAACCUAAAAAUUAAGAUGCGUCUCCAUAGGAGCUCAUGACUGUAAAGUGGAUCGACUGGGGAUGUAAUUCUAAGAGAGUAGGACCACUAUUUACACCAUUGUUGUGAGUAUCUUUGCUCUGUGCUUACUAAUAAAUUUGCUCACGAGUCCUGUGAUGAAAAAGUCCACAGCUUUCAGUGAUGAGGAUGUUAUAAUAACCUUUUCUGUUACAUCAGAAAAGUGCAUUGUAACUAGCAAUAGAAACUUUACAUUAGGAAAGAAAUAUAUCAUAACUGGUCAUGGAAGAGCUAGGAGUUGAUUUCACCGUUGAUUGACUGCCUCGGCGCGUGGGUCUUCCUUCCAGCAUAUACUUUAAAAUAAGUCUCAUCAUGUGCAUGCAUUUUCAUGUCAGUUCCCACAUAUGGUCCCUUUUCACUGGAUUCAAUAACAAAUUCUUUUGAGCUAUAGUCUUGAAACUUCAGUUCAAUUUAAAAUUAUAUUUGGUCCAACUGAAAUUUGAUUGUUUCUAAGGGAUCAAACAUGAUUCUAUUCGCUCUUCAUUUCUUUUGUCCAGCAUGUGAGUGCCCUGCACCGGAUUAGGGUAAUAGUGAAUGGGUUAUGCUAUCUAUCUUGUUGAAGUCCAAACAUAUCACACGGCAAUUUAGUUAAUUUUUUUCAAUUCAGUAGAUUAUCGUAUCCUGUCCUAUUAAGAUAUGAUUGUAUUCUUAAUGGUUCACUGCGAGGCCAAGUGAUUUGUUAAGAUAUAUUGAUGAGUUCAUCAAUUUUUCUGACUUUUCACCUGUUAAUUUCCUCUUACUUGGACUUUAACUGUCAUUUCUGA
Spirodela intermedia is the source of this 9136-nucleotide messenger RNA. The record is from the annotation of a GenBank genome assembly. Lineage: Eukaryota; Viridiplantae; Streptophyta; Magnoliopsida; Alismatales; Araceae.